GCGGACGGGCCGCCUCCCCCCCACCGCGAACACCUGGCGGAGCCGGGCUCCCGGAGCCCGCGCGGAGAGCAUCCUCCAGCUCCCAUCUGCUCCCGCGGGAGGGUGGGGGCUUGGGCUGGAGCCGGAGUGUGGAUGGGCACAGACUCCCCCUCCCCCCGGCCCCUCAGGCCGGGGGUGACCUUGCCCCCUGGAACCCUCACCAUGAAUACCAAGGACACCACCGAGGUUGCCGAGAACAGCCACCGCCUGAAGAUCUUUCUCCCCAAGAAGCUGCUGGAGUGUCUUCCUCGCUGUCCACUGCUGCCUCCAGAGCGGCUUCGCUGGAAUACAAAUGAGGAGAUCGCAUCCUACUUGAUCACCUUUGAGAAGCAUGACGAGUGGCUGUCCUGUGCCCCAAAGACAAGGCCUCGGAACGGCUCCAUCAUCCUGUACAAUCGCAAGAAGGUGAAGUACCGGAAGGACGGCUACCUGUGGAAGAAGCGGAGGGACGGGAAGACCACGCGCGAGGACCACAUGAAGCUGAAGGUCCAGGGCAUGGAGCCUGUCUCCUGGCAGUGUCUCUAUGGCUGCUACGUUCACUCUUCCAUCGUCCCCACAUUCCAUCGGCGCUGCUACUGGCUGCUGCAGAACCCUGACAUCGUGCUUGUGCACUACUUGAACGUCCCGGCCCUGGAGGACUGUGGGAAGGGCUGCAGCCCCAUCUUCUGUUCCAUCAGCAGCGACCGGCGCGAGUGGCUGAAGUGGUCCCGGGAAGAGCUGCUGGGGCAGCUGAAGCCCAUGUUUCAUGGCAUCAAGUGGAGCUGUGGGAACGGGACAGAGGAGUUCUCUGUGGAGCAGCUGGUGCAGCAGAUCCUGGACACGCACCCCACCAAGCCUGCGCCGCGAACCCACGCCUGCCUGUGCAGCGGGGGCCUCGGUUCCGGAAGCCUGACCCACAAAUGCAGCAGCACGAAACACCGCAUCAUUUCUCCGAAAGUGGAGCCCCGAGCGUUAACCCUGACCUCAGUCCCCCAUCCCCCUGAGCCCCCUCCGCUGAUAGCCCCUCUUCCUCCGGAGCUCCCCAAGGCACAUACUUCCCCUUCCUCUUCUUCCUCCUCCUCCUCCUCUUCCUCUGGCUUUGCAGAACCCCUAGAGAUCAGACCUAGCCCUCCCACCUCUCGAGGGGGUUCAUCAAGAGGAGGCACAGCCAUCCUCCUCCUGACGGGACUGGAGCAGCGGACCGGGGGCUUGACGCCCGCCAGGCACUUGGCUCCCCAGGCGGAUCCUAGGCCUCCCAUGAGCUUGGCUGUGGUUGUAGGCUCAGAGGCCUCUGCCCCACCGGCUCCUCCCAGCCCUGCCUUUGACCCGGAUCGUUUUCUCAACAGCCCCCAGAGGGGCCAGACAUACGGAGGGGGGCAGGGGGUAAACCCAGACUUCCCAGAGGCAGAGGCCGCCCACACCCCCUGCCCUGCCCUAGAGCCCGCUGCUGCCCUGGAGCCCCAGGCAGCUGCUCGGGGUCCCCCUCCUCCGCCAGGAGCAGGUGGGAGAAGAGGAAACCGCUUUUUCAUUCAAGAUGAUGGCAGUGGGGAGGAGCUCAAGGCCCAGGGGGCCACCCCACCCGCACCUUCACCCCCUCCUUCACCCCCUCCUUCACCCGCCCCCCUGGAGCCAGCAGGCAGGGGAGGUAGAGGGGAGGCCUUGUUUGGAGGAGCUGCUGGGGCCAGCGAACUGGAGCCCUUCAGUCUUGCAUCAUUCCCAGACCUCAUGGGGGAGCUCAUCAGUGACGAGGCUUCAGGCGCCCCUGCCCCAGCCGCCCAGCUCUCUCCUGCUCUUAGCACCAUCACGGACUUCUCCCCAGAGUGGUCCUACCCGGAGGGUGGUGUCAAGGUGCUCAUCACAGGCCCCUGGACAGAGGCCGCCGAGCACUACUCCUGUGUCUUCGAUCACAUCGCUGUGCCGGCCUCGCUUGUUCAGCCCGGGGUCUUACGCUGCUACUGUCCUGCCCAUGAGGUGGGGCUGGUGUCUCUGCAGGUGGCAGGCCGGGAGGGGCCCCUUUCUGCCUCUGUGCUCUUUGAGUAUCGAGCCCGCCGGUUCCUGUCACUGCCUAGUACUCAGCUUGACUGGUUGUCAUUGGAUGACAACCAGUUCCGAAUGUCCAUUCUGGAGCGGCUGGAGCAGAUGGAGAAGCGGAUGGCGGACAUGGCAGCAGCCGGACAGGCUCCCUGCCGCGGUCCUGACACGCCUCCAAUCCAGGAUGAAGGCCAGGGGCCAGGCUUCGAGGCUCGAGUGGUGGUCCUGGUAGAGAGCAUGAUCCCUCGCUCCACCCAGAGGGGCCCUGAGCGCCUGGCCCACGGGAGCCCCUUCCGUGGCAUGAGUCUCCUGCACCUGGCCGCUGCCCAGGGCUACGCACGCCUCAUCGAGACACUGAGCCAGUGGCGGAGCGUGGGGACGGGGAGUUUGGACUUGGAGCAAGAGGCUGACCCGCUCAAUGUGGACCACUUCUCCUGCACCCCGCUGAUGUGGGCCUGUGCCCUGGGCCACCUGGAAGCCGCGGUGCUCCUCUUCCGCUGGAACCGACAGGCGCUGAGCAUUCCCGACUCCCUGGGCCGGCUGCCCCUGUCCGUGGCGCACUCCCGGGGUCACGUGCGCCUUGCCCGCUGCCUGGAGGAACUGCAGAGACAGGAAGCUUCAGCUGAGCCCCCGCUCGCCCUGUCGCCACCCUCCUCCAGUCCUGACACUGGGCUGAGCAGCAUCUCCUCGCCCUCGGAGCUGUCAGAGGGCACCUUCUCCGUCACGUCUGCCUACUCCAGCGCCCCAGAUGGUAGUCCUCUGCCAGCCUCCGAGACUGUCCCUGGCCAGCUUUCCGCCGGUGGCCCCGAGGUCCCCCUGUUCCUCAUGGACUGUGAAACCACCAAUGCCCACGGGCCAGCCCCCUCCCCACCUCCUCUUCCAGCAGCCCCAGAAGGUGGGGCUGCCCCUGAGGAAGCAGAUGGCCUGCCAGCUGUGGACGUGAUCCCGGUAGACAUGAUCUCGCUGGCCAAGCAGAUCAUCGAAGCCACGCCAGAGCGGAUUAAGCGAGAGGACUUCGUGGGGCUGCCCGAGGCCGGAGCAUCCACGAGGGAGCGGACAGGGGCCCUGGGGCUCAGCGAGACUAUGUCCUGGCUGGCCAGCUACCUGGAGAACGUGGACCAUUUCCCCAGCUCAGGCCCCCCCAGCGAAUUGCCCUUUGAGCGUGGGCGCCCGGCUGUCCCUCCAGCCCCUUCCUGGGCAGAGUUCCUGUCUGCCUCAGCCAGCGGCAAGAUGGAGAGUGAUUUCGCUCUGCUGACGCUGUCGGAUCACGAGCAGCGGGAACUGUACGAGGCCGCACGCGUCAUCCAGACGGCCUUCCGAAAGUACAAGGGCCGGAGGCUGAAGGAGCAGCAGGAGGUGGCGGCGGCUGUGAUCCAGCGCUGCUACCGGAAGUACAAGCAGCUGACCUGGAUUGCGCUUAAGUUUGCGCUCUAUAAGAAGAUGACCCAGGCGGCCAUCCUGAUCCAGAGCAAGUUUCGAAGCUACUACGAACAGAAGCGCUUCCAGCAGAGCCGCAGGGCGGCUGUGCUCAUCCAGCAGCACUACCGCUCCUACCGCAGGCGGCCCGGGCCUCCCCACCGGCCCACAGGCAGCCUGCCCGCCCGUAGCAAGUACGGCUGCCCGCAGCCCUGCAUGCCCAGAGGCUCCUUCCUCACCAAGAAGCAGGACCAGGCAGCCCGGAAGAUCAUGAGAUUCCUGCGGCGCUGCCGACACAGGAUGAGGGAACUGAAGCAGAACCAGGAGCUGGAAGGGAUCCCCCAGCCCGGACUGGCAACCUGACUGCGCCCCGCCUUCCCCAGCGCUCUGGGGGCCGCUUCUGGCAGUCUCAACAGGGAGAGGCCUCUCCGGGGGAGGGGAGCCCCUGUCGGCAGCUGUCCCCGUCCCUAGGUCUCCCCCAUGGGUCGCGACCCCGCUUCCGCG
Molecule: messenger RNA, 3969 nt
Organism: Mustela lutreola (European mink)
Lineage: Eukaryota; Metazoa; Chordata; Mammalia; Carnivora; Mustelidae
Gene: CAMTA2
Product: calmodulin binding transcription activator 2
Exons: 23
Coding region: 133-3828 (1231 amino acids)
Biological process (GO): regulation of transcription by RNA polymerase II
Cellular component (GO): nucleus
Molecular function (GO): transcription coregulator activity; protein binding; double-stranded DNA binding
Source: RefSeq, a predicted model, not a curated record